AUGCGUUUGCUCGUGAUUGGGUGGCUGCAGAGCAGGUUUCACGGCGAGGGGUAUCAGGAGGGCUAUGCUGAAGGCAGUCACGUUGGCGUUGCUGAGGGAAGGAGGUAUGGAUCGCUCCAUGGUGCCAAGAUUGGGUCUGAGAUUGGCUGCUACCUUGGGUUUGCACUGACGUGGCAGUGUCUGCUCCAGAAAUGCACGGAUGAAAAGAACGGCAAAAAGAUAAGGGCUCUGGAUUCAUUAAUAGGGAUGAUUCAGAAAUUCCCAUAUGAAGACCCCACUUACGAUAAGCUACAAGAAGAUCUGGAAAAAAUCAGAGGAAAAUUUAAACAGGUUUGUUCAAUGCUAAAUAUUCAGUCUGAUUUUAGAAUCGGUACUGAAAGAUCUUCAUUAACAUUUUGAAUAUAACAGAUGAAGAUAAACAUGGAUGACCAGAGAAGAAACAUUAAGAGAACAGAUAACUGGAAAAGUGUUUAUCUACUCUCAUUUUAAACAAAAUCAAAAUAGCGAAGAGGUGCUAAAUAUUAAAGGAGAAAGGGAAAACCAUUGAACUUGCAAUAGUACUUGUCAUAUGUCACUUAGCAUUUAUUAUCUCCUGGUUUUAUUUAGAUAGCUGAGGCACCAGUGUGUAAACCUGUUAAAUAGAAAUAUUUGCUUUAAUUCCUCAUUAGCCUUGCACUGAUAGAUUAAUUCCUCAAAAGGAAAACAUAUGCCUUUGCAAAGUUUCCUUAUUUAAAGGGUGUAUGUUACUUAAAAAUCUGUGUAUGCAGAUCAUUCAGUUUACACAAUGUGUAGAUAUUGUAGGUGAAGCAAAAUAUAAUCAAUUGCCUGCAGACUUUGCAGUAGGAAACAUUUUUGUGCGUAAAGAGUAGAAUGACAAAUGAAGUCAGAAUGUGAAGGAGAAAGAUUAAGAUAACUGCUCAUAAAGUAGCUGCAGCUCAGAACAUGGAAUUUGCACUUUCCACGAGUUCUGCAGACUGAUGCAGUGUGGGGGGAAAAAACUCCACCAGACCCCGCCAGAAACAAACCCAAAAAGCUAGCAAUUUAAGAGCUCAGUGAGAGAAGUGUGACUACCAGAAGAGUUGUGAUACUGAUACUAGUAUUUACUAGUACCUUUUAUGGAGGACUAGCUUUUUAUCGUCCAGUCUUGAAAAUAUCCUCUUUAGUCUCAGAUAAAAAAGAUGGAUGCCAUCAGCUAAAUGUAUUCAACUGUGUUAGUUUAAGAGAAAUACAGUCAAUUAUUUUACCUGAAAAAUGUUUUAGGUUGGGCUGCUGGAUGUCUUUGCAUACCAUUUGCAUUACAGUUAUAGAAUGAAUAUAUACUUUCAUCAGUUGUAACGUAUGCAUGUCUGGCUAAGUCUACAUGGCAUAGCGUAGCUUCAUAAAGACAGAUUUGACUACCGUGGCUAUCGGAAGCUGUACGCAGGGUAAACUCUCUCAGGUGAAGGAAAUGUUUUAAUACGGCCAUAUCCUUGAACAGCACUACUUUGUGCCACUUAGACCUCAAUUUUGUUUUACUUGUACAGCUUUUUUAUUAUACAAGAAAAUAAGCAACUUGAAUUUUUAAAACAUUCACUGUGUAUUCACAUCUGGGAUAUGAAGGACAUGCAUUCUGCUAAAAUUUUUGCAUUUUGGGCUCUGAAGAUAAAAAAGUUUUGCUGACUGUAUGGAGGGCGUGAUGUGCAUGUGUAUCGAUUUAUUUCAAAAUAAUCUUUUAGUCUUUGUCUGUUUCCUGAGUAUGCAAGCGUGCCAAUGUCAGAGGCUUUUCUGAGUAACUGGUUGCUGGUGUACUUUGUUUGUUCGUUUAAUUACCUUACAUGUGUAAGCAUUCAAACAGCUUUGAUACGCAUAGUGAGUGUCAGGGCCAUCUAGUGGAGGAGGUCGUUGUAUUGUGUAAGAAAUAGAUUAUAAGAGUUCACAAAUAUUUAUAUAGAUAGAAGUUGUUAAAAUAGAGAGUACAGAAUAUGUAGGCAUGAUACAGCUCUUCUAGUCAAGUGGUGAAUUUCUUUGAAAUAAAGUAAUAUUGAGGUAGGAUUGAUUUGUAGUUUGUUUCCUCAUUUGAGACCUUGGAAGGGACAUGACAGCAUUGAUGGUCUCUUCAUUUAGGGCAGUUUGAGUACAGUUGGCUUUUAAUUGUUAUGCAGCUAAACCACUGGGAACCAGAACGAGCACCAAACUGCAAGUACCUGAAAGUAGAAGCAAAAUAAAAUAGCAUACUCUGUAAUCUCAGUAAAUAGAUGGGCACAAAACAAGAAGAUCACAUACUAGAGAAAAGAAAGCUAAUUUGACUUUAUAAUCACUUCAGAGAAAUCCCAAUUUGAAAAAGUUGUCUCUGCAUCCACAAAGCAGUUUAUUUUUGCAAAUCAAAGUAUUUUACCUGUUUACUUCAAAUUAAUGAAAGGUACUAGAUAUUCAUCUGUGAAUAACUUUGAAAAUAUUUUUUUGUUGAAAUCCAUGAAUUAUGCUUUAAAUAAACUCCCCCUGGAUCUCGGUCUAAAAAAAGGCAGUUUUGUUGUUUUUCUGAAUGAUAGUACAAAGAGAAGUAAACGCUGGAGGUCUAAGUAUUUCUGUUUUAAAAUGCAGCCUUUUUUGGAAUCUUUGUACGUGGUUUACAAAAAUGUAUGUAACAGCAAGGGAAGGAAUGCGAGAGCUCAAAGUAUCUGUGAAGCGUUUGAUUAAUAGAAGUGUGUGAUAUGUAAGUUAUAUGCAAAGUGCUACUCUAGAGAUUGUAUCAAAAACAAAAUUAUUUUUGUUCCACUAAGGAGAGAAAGGAUCUUCGCAGAUCAAGCAGUCAGUGACUGUUACGUUGAAAAUUGGUUUGGUGGCUAAUUUUCUUGUAUUGCUUUCAUUUUAUUUAUAACAAAUUAAUAUUGUUAGAAUAAAUUAUUAUAUAAAUAUAUAUAUACACACACAUAUUUAACUAUAAAGAUUGUAGCAACCAGGAUUUCAAACUGGGAUAUGCCAGGUUUAGGGUUGCCUGUUAGGUCUUUAAUUUAGCUCCAUAUGUGUGUACAUACUGAUGGAGUCUCUUAUUCCACAAGUCUGUAUUUUUCCGAAUAUCUUCUGUUUCAUGAUGGUGUUUAUUAAAUGAGGUACGGUUAAAAAUUCUGUUGGAUAUGUAGUUGUAUACUUUCUUUGGUGCCAAUUUUUUAAACUGUUUCCUGCAACAGAGUUGGGGGGUUUUCUGUGAUGUUCAGGGCUGUAACAGUGCAGUCUUCACAGCAUACCGUAGGGGUAUUUUUAUACCUUAUUUACAGCUAAGGAGUUAAAGCCCAGGUUACAUCAAGGAUAUUGAUUUGCCUUAAUUAAUGUGAGAUAUCUAAUGUGACUUGUUCCAAAUAAUCUUGCAUUUUGAGUACCUAAAUACUUCAGAAUGUUCUUCUUGCCAACAUCAAGAGUGGCUGAGUACCUAGCUUUUUUUGCAUGUUUGUAUUUUUGCCUGGGUUUCUCAGAUCAGUCACCUAGAAAAUUAGGAACUUUACAGUUAGCAAACACCUGUGAAAGGUGUGUGCUUAAGCCAGCUAGAAUGCUACUGGGGGGAAAAAAAAAUCCAUCAAAAUUUUGAAAACCAGUAUUCAGUUUUGUGAUAUAUAAGUGUACGGUUUAUUUUCUUUCGACACCUUUCCUGUUAUGUUAACAUCUUCCUAAAAUCUGUAACAAAUGAAAACAAAUUCUUACAAAUGGCUUCAUUAGUUUCACACCCUGCUUACUCAUCCUGUGUGGUGAAUGGUCAGGACUCUGGUGGAAGCAAGCGUUACACUGUAAUUAAAGACUCUGUUGGAAGAUCUGUGCACAGAGAGGCUGUGUAAAGCUUCUGUGGACUAUGGUCAUUCAGACGUUUCCAGGUUUGAAUGCUUGACUGUGCAACUUAAAUAUUGCUUUAAAGACUGGGUGGAAAAGAUAUGGAAAAAAUGCAAUCUUGUAGAUUAUAAUAUUGGUUA
Pygoscelis adeliae (Adelie penguin) is the source of this 3938-nucleotide messenger RNA. RefSeq names its product oral cancer overexpressed 1 (gene LTO1). The transcript is spliced from 5 exons. The record is from RefSeq and is a predicted model, not a curated record. Lineage: Eukaryota; Metazoa; Chordata; Aves; Sphenisciformes; Spheniscidae. The coding region runs from base 1 to 399 and encodes 132 amino acids.